AUGCUCGCUCGCUCAUCGCAAGCGGUAUGUUCGGCGAGAACCUCUGCACUAUGUAUCCACCCCAAACCCACGCCGCUAUUUCUGCGGUCAAAUUCAUCUGCUGCCGCCAGCACCGAACCUGCUCCCGAGGCCGCCCCCGCGCCUCGGAAGCGUACAAUUCCGCUCGCGAAUGUCUUUGGUGACAUUGAGAUUCUCAGUAGUCGUGCCCCCAGGACGUCGACCUCCGCGGGGUCACGCAACGAUUUCAGACCUGAUCUCAGCUGGCUCGGAGAUGACGAAUUUGAUGGCAAAGCACCCAUCGCACAGCGAAUGGCACGCAGGCAACUUGAUAUUCAGAACCAGUCCGGUCGCAAAUCGACCGCUGAGUCUCCUGUCGACGCGCAGACGCCAACUCCUCUCUUCGUUCCCAGCCGAGUAAACCUGUCAUCGGCGAAUUCCACGCAGCACAAUGACGCAGAGAGAACGCGGCCGAGGAGAGAAAGGAACGACAGGCAGAGGGCCUCCUCGGGGAACACAGCCGCUGCAGGUGGUCAGUACGCGGAGACGUACAAGGAGCGCGAACGUCCAGCAAAUCGUGACCGGGCCCGUGAGCCUCGAAACACGGAGUCUCUCAGCUCACAGCCUCGCACCGGGGAAAAACCUGCGGCUUUGGGGGUCAAGAAGGCUAUGAAGUCGCUAGCUGCGUCCGAAGCUGCAGAAGAUGUUAGAGUCACUACUGUGCGGCCUUCAUCCUCAGAUAUGCCGCCUAUCCAGACGACCGAUCUCGAGAAACUUUUCGGCACGGCGGAUGUGUCUCAGGCUCAGCCUGCUCUCUCGUCUACCCGGCUAUCCGGCGCCGCUCGCCGUGUUCAGCAUGUCCUAGAGACCACGGGCGGCGAAUACUCGCGCUACCUCCCGCCUAAUUUGGGGAGGAUGGCUCCUGAGCAACUCGGACCCAUUGCAAUGGCGCGGCUACACCUAGGGCGUAGAAGAGAGGUGGGACUUAGGAUGCGGCAGACUGCCUUAGACGUUGUCCAGCAGAUGGCUGUGACCAAGGCAGCCGAUGAUGUGAAGCAAGUGACUGCAUAG
Messenger RNA from Postia placenta MAD-698-R-SB12, 1068 nucleotides. RefSeq lists its product as hypothetical. NCBI's taxonomy places the organism in Eukaryota, Fungi, Basidiomycota, Agaricomycetes, Polyporales, Adustoporiaceae. The coding region runs from base 1 to 1068 and encodes 355 amino acids. The record is from RefSeq and is a predicted model, not a curated record. The transcript has 2 exons.